CAUGUCGUAGUCCACACCACGUCCGCUCUCAGAACAGACGUCGACGUUUUCAGUUUUUAUGAAUUUGUGAUUCUAGUCACUUCAUAAUUAUUUUAGUCAAAAAUGGAACCACAUUGGCAUGAACCAAAAUGAUCAGCUUGGGAAGACUGAACUAGGUUAGAAGCCAAACGUUGACCAGAAUAGUUGCAACUCUUGAGGUUAGACUUGGACAGUCCCAUUCUUCUUCUUCAUCGCAAUGUAUACUUUAUUAUCUGGGUUAUAUAAAUACAUGUUUCAAAAGGACGAAUACUGCAUUUUAAUCCUUGGAUUGGAUAACGCUGGAAAAACGACCUUUUUGGAACAAACCAAAACAAAGUUCAGCAAGAACUAUAAGGGAAUGAAUUUGUCCAAGAUCACAAGUACAGUUGGACUGAACAUUGGAACUAUUGAUGUGGGCAAGGCUCGUCUAAUGUUCUGGGAUCUGGGAGGCCAAGAGGAGCUUCAGUCUCUUUGGGACAAAUACUACGCAGAGUCCCAUGGAGUUAUCUAUGUGAUCGACUCAACUGAUGAAGAACGACUUUCAGAAUCAAAGGAAGCCUUCGAGAAAAUGAUCAGCAGUGAUGUGUUGGAAGGCGUCCCGCUCCUGGUGCUGGCCAACAAACAGGACAUAUUGAACUGUUUGUCCGUGCCAGAUAUUAAAACAGCCUUCAGUGACUGCGCACCAAAGAUUGGCAAACGAGAUUGUUUAGUCCAGCCGUGUACUGCCCUCACGGGGGAUGGCGUGAAUGAAGGCAUCGAGUGGAUGGUGAAGUGUGUGAUCAGGAACAUUCACCGGCCGCCCAGGCAGAAGGACAUCACAUAGAAGGCCAUCUGGGAUCUUGGACUUUAUCAUCAAGGGCAUUCCUAACAAAUCUUGGAGCUGAAGACCCUCCCCUCGUGUGUCUGCUGUGACUUUGAGCAGCUUGAUUAGUUUCUGGUGUAGGAAUUAAGGACAGAGUUUCUCUGACUGGUACAAGGAUUCUAAACUGUUGUAUGGACUGUCUUUGCCCACAUUUGAGCGCUUUUGUAAGCUUCUUCUUCUUCUUCUUCUUGUAAACAUUCCUAACUGCCGACUGUCAUAUCAGAACGAGCCACUGUGUCAACAGACUGAACGAGAGCUGAAGAUGGCUCGCUCUCUUUGACGAUGCAACGUUAAAAAAAAACAUACCGUUUGUUUGUUUGUUUGUUUCCUGAAAAGUGAGAUUUGGAGAUUUACCCAACGACAAGCCAGCGACGUUAAUUUAAAAAAUCAAAAAUGCAAAAGGGGUCAUUCCGAUGUUUUUGUAUUUUGCUUCAACUUGAGGAAUGAAUACCUGCAACGUUUUAAAAUGGGGAAUGAUGUGGAAUUGUAUAAACAUGUUCAAAUGUAAAGAUCUCUCGGCAUUCUUGUUAUCACGUCGCCCACAUUUUUGUUUUGUUUUGUUUUUUUCUGCCCCACUCUGUCUCCCUAUUUAAAAUAGUUGCGCAAAACCGCUGAGCACACGUUUGUUUGCAUGCGGAAUACUUGUUUCAUUUUGUUGCCCUGCACAUUGUAUUUGCCUUUGCUUUGGCAGUUGGAGUUAAAUGCUAACGUGAAUAAAACAAACACCAUGCA
Molecule: messenger RNA, 1612 nt
Organism: Phycodurus eques (leafy seadragon)
Lineage: Eukaryota; Metazoa; Chordata; Actinopteri; Syngnathiformes; Syngnathidae
Gene: arfrp1
Product: ADP-ribosylation factor related protein 1
Exons: 7
Coding region: 236-841 (201 amino acids)
Biological process (GO): protein localization to organelle; Golgi to plasma membrane protein transport; intracellular protein transport
Cellular component (GO): Golgi apparatus
Molecular function (GO): GTPase activity; GTP binding
Source: RefSeq, a predicted model, not a curated record